CCUUGUAUUAUAUUACAUAGGAUAGUGCGGUGAUACAGAUAGUGACGUGCAUUCAUAGUGAUGAGAUAUCAGUAACGGUCAAGCGGUCAUUUAUUACUUUGCAGUGGACACAUAAACAAGCCCUUGGGGUUAGUCAAGUUAUUUGGAGUUUGUACCUUGUCCAGCUAACACUGAAAGAGGAUGAAGAUUACAUACGUUUUAGCACUUGUGUUGGUGUUUGCAGUGGUUGCUAUGGCAGCCAAGCCAAACAAAGCUGAAAGAAAAGCACUAAGGAAGUGCAAGCCUUACACGUUCAGUUAUACAGAAUGUGCGAAAGGUAACAUGACAAUCACAAAGAAUCCUACAGCUGGCGUGGAUGGCUGUCAGCCAGAAACAUAUGAAAAGCCUUGUGUUGAAGAGAACACUUUCACUUCAAAGAAAAAUGGUUGUGUGAUGACAAAGAAAAUUGAUAGAACUGCAUGUGGUGUACCUGGUAGUGACCCUGAAACAACAGAAUUUACUAUAACACUAACUAAGACUGGCUGUACAAAUAGCAAAAAGAACAAGGAGACUACAAAGACAGGACUUUGUAAAACUGGAGUCAAACCUAAAGGUGGUAAAGGAGGUAAAAGGGGUAAAGGCGGCAAAGGAGGCAAGGGAGGCAAGAGGAAAGGUAACCGCAGAGAGAAAAAGACACAGAAUCAGUAGGAGUGGCAUGGUAGAACAAAGUGCAAGCCUCAGUGUGAUGCUGAUUUAGUUCCUUUGCAAACAUUUUUAUAACAGAGAUGUGUCAGGUUUUAACAUAUUUUAAAAAAAAAUCCUUAUAAUUUUAAGAAAAUGAAAACUUUGAUUUAAAAACAAAUAGUUUUUUUUUAAAAAUAACAUUCUUUUUUCUUUCUUUCUUUUUUUUCUUUUUUGAUUAGUGAGCAAAAAAUGACCAUCUCUGUUAUUGAUGGAAAGUGCAGUUUUACCCCCAAAAGCGUGUUUUAUUAAUCAAACUUAGUGACAUUUUAACAGCAUGUGAUAAACAAUGGUUAAAAGAUGUAACAUUUUAAUAAUACCUGCAUUGUGCCAAGUUAUUAUUUGCUUUUCUUAACUGUUCUCUUCUAGUAAAAACACCCCAUAGAUAGUUUGUUUGAAUUCAAAAUAAAUAGUCCACAUCAUUAUAAGUAAAGUAUAUCUACAGUGUGGUUAAAGCGACAGUUCAAAGUGUACUGAUAUUUCAUGCUGAAAAAAUGAAAUAUUAUAAACUUAACAUGUUUAUGUAACUAUUGCACAGGUCAGAUGUUUUAGGGGAAUUGGUCGUUUACUUGUAAAAGUAUGGUCCUAGCAUGUGUGAACUCUGACCUCUGUGUAUUACCAUUUUUGAUUUGGAAGCGCUAGAAAGUUUAGAAACAUCAUGGUGAUCCCAUAGUGAUUCGAGUUAAUGCGUACCUAAAUGAUUUAGCAUAUUCCAUGCAAAUGCUUGUAUCAUAUACAGUGGAUUGCUAAUGUUUUUAAAAAUUCAUUUACACUAUGAACUGUCGGUUUAAUGGAGCAAGGAAGGAGAACAAAAAAAUAUUUGGCUUAUUAAUUCCAAAAGGGGUAUUAGCCCUAGAAGAGAUCUAGUAUAUGAUAAUUUAAGAAGUUUAACAAUUUUAAAAACGGGCUUAGCAUGGCCUUUGUCAGAUUUUUUUCAUUUGUUGUUCCAUGUAUUAACUAUUGUAUGCCGUAAUCAUGUAUUUUAUAUUGUUAGAAGUUUUGUAAUAUCGUCAUCUUAACAUUUAAAUUUCAUCUUUUCAUUACAAAAAUGUAUUACAUUGUUAAUAUAAAUAUAUAAAUACUGAAGUUUUUUUACAAGCAGCAAAUUUUUCUCAAGUAUUUUUUUUUUUUAUUUAUAGUUUUGAUAAAAAUCACACUUUCAGAAGAUUAUGCUAAUUUCAUCAUGCACAGUUACAGUUUUUUUUUCAUUCAUAUAGCCAUUCUUUUUGUCUUCUUGCACAUAUGUAAUUAUUCUAUUCAUUUGUAAUAAAAAAUAGAUACUGAA
Messenger RNA from Mercenaria mercenaria, 2005 nucleotides. RefSeq lists its product as uncharacterized. The transcript is spliced from 5 exons. NCBI's taxonomy places the organism in Eukaryota, Metazoa, Mollusca, Bivalvia, Venerida, Veneridae. The record is from RefSeq and is a predicted model, not a curated record. The coding region runs from base 181 to 687 and encodes 168 amino acids.